Molecule: messenger RNA, 2601 nt
Organism: Scylla paramamosain (green mud crab)
Lineage: Eukaryota; Metazoa; Arthropoda; Malacostraca; Decapoda; Portunidae
Product: serine-aspartate repeat-containing protein F-like
Exons: 3
Coding region: 1-2601 (866 amino acids)
Source: RefSeq, a predicted model, not a curated record
AUGGGUUCUGUGGGCGGUGUGGUUGAUGGUGAUGGGAAUUAUGGUGCUGAUACCGAGUAUAGUGAUGAUAAUAAUGAGGUUAAUGGUGAAAAUGAGUAUGAUGAUGAGUACAGUUAUUAUUACAGCUCUGGCAAUGACACAGAUGGCGGUGAUAGUGAUUAUAGUGAUGGAAAUGACGACAAUAGUGAUAAAAUUGAUGGUGAGAAUAAUGAAAGUGAUGCAGGAUGUGAGUAUGGAUAUGAGAAUGAAGAGGAUAAUGCAAAUGACACUGAAGCCAUUAAUAAUGUAGUUGCUGUUAAUAGUGAGGUUGUAGAUUCAGGUGGAAAUAACACGAGCACUGAAUAUGAAGGUGAAUAUGAUGGUGGAAUUAUCAGCAAUUCAACUUAUUAUGAUGAUGACGAUAAUGAUAAAACUCCAGUUAUAGAUGAAAAUGAGGACUAUGAAUAUGAUGAAAAUGUUGUCUUAGGUGAAAAUGAAACAGUCAGCGAAUAUGACGGAGGUGUUAGUAACGUAACCUUCUAUGAUGAUGAUAAUGAUGAUGAUCAGCUUCUGGCAUUAGGUGGAAAUAACAAUAACAGUGAAUAUGAUAAUGAGAUUACACUUUUGGUUGAAAAUGACCUGAUUAGUGAAGAUAAUGAUGAAUAUGAUUAUAAAAAUAUUAGUAACACAAAACUACAUGAUGAAAAUGAAGAUGAAGGUUUAGAUGAAAAUGACAAUGUCAGUGAAUAUGAUGAGAUUACAAUUUCAGGUGAAAAUGACAUCAAUAAUUAUGAAUAUGAUGAUGAAAAUAUUAGUAACAUAACAUUACUUGAUGGAAAUAAAAAUUUUACUAAUGAAAACGACAGUGAAAGUGAAUAUGAUAAUGAGCUUGCAGUUUUAGGUGCAAGUGACAUUGAUAAUUAUGAAUAUGAUGAUGAAAGUAUUAGUAACGUAACAUUACAUGAUGAUAAUGAAGUUAAGGUUUUAGACGAAAAUGAUAAUGAUAAUGAGUAUGAUAAUGAGAUUACAGUUUUAGGUAAAAAUGAUCAGGAUAGCGAAGAUGAUGAUGAAUAUUUUGCCGUUGCUUCAAAUACAAAUAUUGAGAGCAACGAAUACAUCACUGUCACAAAUGAAGGUGACAAAAGCAUCACCAACACAAGUACCAGUGAAAAUGAAAGAGUGAGCGAUGAAAAUGAUGAUGGUGGUGAUGAUGAAUAUGAGUACUAUUAUUACUAUGAGACGGGUGAACAGGAAGCUGCGGAUAGUGAAGGUGAUAUUGGUGGCGGUAAUGAUAAUAACGGUGAAUAUGAUAACUAUGAUUACUACAAUGUAACGGAUGCCCAAGAAGCUGCUGAUAGUGAAGUUGAAUUAAAUAGUGAUAGUGACGGUGAUGCUGAAGGAGAAUUGGAUGAUGAGCUAUAUUAUUACUAUGAUAAUGAUGGUGAUGAUGAUAGUGACAGUGAUAAUGAUGAUGGCGAUGAUGGCGAAUCUGAUGGUGAUAGUGAUAAUAAUAACAAUGAAAAUGACCAAGAUGGUUAUGAUGUUGAUGAAAAUGGUAAAAACAGUAAUAAUGAUAAUGAAGAUGACCCAAGUGGUAAUGGUGGUGCAAAUGAUGGCAAUAACAAUAACAGUGAAUAUGAUAAUGAGAUUACACUUUUAGGUGAAAAUGACCUGAUUAGUGAAGAUAAUGAUGAAUAUGAUUAUGAAAAUAUUACUAACACAAAACUAUACGAUGAAUAUGAAGAUGAUGGUUUAGAUGAAAAUGACAAUGUCAGUGAAUAUGAUGAGAUUACAAUUUUAGGUGAAAAUGACUUCUAUUAUUACGAAUAUGAUAAUGAUAAUAUUAGUAACGUAACAUUACUUGAUGGAAAUAAAAAUGUUACUGAUGAAAAUGACAAUGAAAAUGAAUAUGAUAAUGAGAUUGCAGUUUUAGGUGAAAAUGACAUUUAUAAUUAUGAAUAUGAUGAUGAAAGUAUUAGUAACGUAACAUUACAUGAUGAUAAUGAAGUUAAGGUUUUAGACGAAAAUGGUAAUGAUAAUGAGUAUGAUAAUGAGAUUGCAGUUUUAGAUAAAAAUGAUCAGGAUAGUGAAGAUGAUGAAUAUUUUGACGUUGCUUCAAAUACAAAUAUUGAGAGCAACGAAUACAUCACUGUCACAAAUGAAGGUGACAAAAGCAUCACCAACACAAGUACCAGUGAAAAUGAAAUAGUGAGCGAUGAAAAUGAAGAUGGUGGUGAUGAUGAAUAUGAGUACUAUUAUUACUAUGAAACUGGUGAACAGGAAGCUGCGGAUAGUGAAGGUGAUAUUGGUGGUGGUAAUGAUAAUGAUGAUGAAUAUGAUAACUAUGAUUACUACAAUGAAACAGAUGCCCAAGAAGCUGCUGAUAGUGAAGUUGAAAUAAAUAGUGAUAGUGACGGUGAUGUUGAAGGAGAAUUAGAUGAUGAACUAUAUUAUUACUAUGAUAAUAAUACUGAUGAUGAUAGUGAAAGUGAUAAUAAUGAUGGAGGUAAUGGCGAAUCUGAUAGUGAAAUUGAUAAUAAUACUAACAAUGAAAAUGACCAAGAUGGUGAUGAUGUUGGUGAAAGUGUGACCAGGAGGCAGUUGAUAGUGAGGGGAAUGUAA